This is a messenger RNA of Erpetoichthys calabaricus (reedfish), 4823 nucleotides long. Its product is annotated as protogenin-like. The record is from RefSeq and is a predicted model, not a curated record. Gene Ontology annotation, cellular component: axon; plasma membrane. The coding region runs from base 63 to 3575 and encodes 1170 amino acids. The transcript has 20 exons. NCBI's taxonomy places the organism in Eukaryota, Metazoa, Chordata, Cladistia, Polypteriformes, Polypteridae. Gene Ontology annotation, molecular function: protein binding. Gene Ontology annotation, biological process: axon guidance; cell-cell adhesion.
GUGACGAGUAGAGUGAGAGGGGAGCGCUGGCCGCGUUUAGCAUGCAAAAACAAUCGGAAUAAAUGGCGUAUUUUAAAAGGAAUAGAUGUCCUCCAGUACUGUAUUUAUCAGUACUUCUUCCAGUUUCUGGUGUUUUAUGUUUUAGUGAACUGUUUUUCUACAAGGAGCCACACGAUGUCAAUGUCAUGAGGAAAGAUCCAGUCAUUUUGGACUGUCAAGCCCGUGGGGACUUACCCAUAUCUAUGAAAUGGCUGAAAAAUGGAGUGAAAGUAUUGGAAAAUGACAGAGUGUAUGCUUUGUCCAAUGGGUCUCUUUACAUUGCCGAAGUGGAAAGUAAAGCAGGGGACAAGUCGGAUGAAGGUUUUUAUCAGUGCCUUGCCCAGAACAAAUAUGGAGCAAUCCUCAGCCAAAAAGCUCGCCUCACCAUAGCUAGCAUAUCUCCUUUUGAAAUCCAGCCUGUUUCUGCAGUAGUACAAGAAGGCUCUGUCGCCAGAUUUUCCUGCAAGAUAAGUGCCAGCCCUUUACCCAUUAUCACUUGGGAGUUCAAUCGUACAAUUCUACCGCUGUCCACAGAAAGGAUAACUGUUUUGCCCAAUGGAGUCCUGCAGAUUUAUGGGGUUCAACAAGGAGAUGCUGGAAAUUACCGGUGUGUGGCCACAAAUAUUGCCAACCGGCGGAGAAGCACAGAAGCAACCCUCACUGUUAUCCCAGUUACAGGAGCCAUUUUGCCACGAAAGCCCAGCAUCAUUGCAGGACCACAGAACAUCACAGCAUCUCUUCAUCAAAGUGCUAUCUUGGAGUGUGUUGCAAUUGGCAACCCAAAGCCCAUUGUUUCAUGGAGUCGUUUAGACCACAAGCCAAUCGAUGUAUUCAACACACGUGUUAUGGGCAAUGGGAACCUGAUUAUCUCAGAUGUGAAACUGGAACAUACUGGCAUAUACGUGUGUAGAGCUACCACUCCUGGGACACGUAAUUUCACAGUUGCCAUGGCACUGCUUACUGUUCUAGCUCCUCCAGCUUUCGUUGAAUGGCCUGAGAGCUUGACAAGGCCUCGGGCUGGAACAGCACGGUUUGUUUGUCAGGCUGAGGGCAUUCCUGCACCAAAGAUAACUUGGCUGAAAAAUGGUGAAAGGAUUCAUUCAAAUGGCCGUAUCAAGAUGUACAACAGUAAACUCGUCAUAAACCAGAUCAUUCCAGAAGAUGAUGCAAUUUACCAGUGUAUGGCGGAGAACGACCAGGGCUCCAUCCUCUCUACUGCCAGACUAAUUGUGGUCAUGUCUGAAGACCGGCCCAGUGCACCCAGGAGUGUGAGAGCUGAAUCUGUGUCUAGUUCAGCAAUCUUGCUGGCCUGGGACCGUCCUUUGUACAAUUCACAUAAAGUGAUUGCCUACUCUGUGCACUACAUGAAAGCCGAAGGCUUAAAUAAUGAGGAAUAUCAAGUUGUUAUUGGAAAUGACACAACCCGAUACAUUAUUGACGACCUGGAACCAGCCAGCAAUUACACAUUCUACAUUGUAGCCUACAUGCCCAUGGGAGCCAGCCGCAUGUCAGACCACGUGAUUCAACACACGUUAGAAGAUGUUCCUCUUCGUGCCCCUGAGAUCAGCUUGACGAGUCGCAGUCCCACUGACAUUGUAGUUUCAUGGCAGCCUAUUCCAGCAAAGUUCAGACGGGGCCGCAUUGUGGCAAUUCGCCUCUCUUUUCGUACCAGCACAGAGAAUGCUAUUAACACGCUAGAACUCCCAGGAAGCAUGUCUGAAUACCUGAUUGAAUCUCUGAUUCCAGACACCAUAUACCUAGUCCGCAUAGCUGCUGCCACAAGGGUUGGAUGGGGAGAGCAGUCUGCCUGGACAUCCCACCGAACUCCUAAAGCAUCCAACAUUAAAGUUCCUUUGGCACCAGAACUUCAUUUGGAACCAUUAAAUUGCACAACCAUCUUGGUGAGGUGGCAGCCUUCCCCAGUUAACAGAGCCAGCAUUCAGGGUUAUAAGCUGUUCUACAGAGAGGAGAGUCAACAGGAGAGAGCACCCAUCGAGCUACGAGCUAAAGAUUCACACCAUACUAUUGGUGGUCUAGACCCCAGAAGGAAGUAUCAUGUGAAACUUUUGGCUUACAGCUAUAUAGGUGAAGGCUAUCAAGCCGAUCAAACAGUCAGCACACCAGGAUGUGUCUCUGUCCGAGACCGAAUGGUACCACCUCCACCACCCCCUCACCACCUCUAUGCAAAAGCUAACAGCUCGUCAUCAGUCUACCUACACUGGGGAAGACCUGCAUUCUCAUCUGGGCAGGUGGUAAACUAUACUGUUCGUUGUAAUCCUGUUGGCCUUCAGAAUGCUUCCCUGGUUCUUUAUCUUCAAACGUCUGAAGCACACAUGCUUGUGCAGGAUCUGCAGCCUUUCACAAAAUAUGAGUUUGCCGUCCGUCUGCAUGUUGACCAGCUUUCCAGUCCCUGGAGCCCGGUGGUAUAUCAUACAACGCUCCCAGAAGUUCCAUCAGGUCCUCCCAUUGGUAUUAAGGUGACCCUAAUAGAAGAUGACACUGCUUUGGUUUCUUGGAAACAACCAGAAGAUCCCAAUGUCGUCGUCUCUCACUACACCAUACUCUAUGCCUCCAGAAAAGCUUGGAUUGCUGGAGAAUGGAAAGUCCUUCAAAGAGAAGGAACACUAACCAUGGCCUUGCUAGAAAACCUUCUUCCAGGAAAUGUCUAUCUUAUCAAGAUAUCUGCCUCUAAUGAAGUAGGAGAUGGGCCAUUUUCCAGUGCUGUGGAACUUCCAGUUUUGUUGAAGGGGGAAACCGCCAAUUCGAAGGUUAAACACCCAGAUGGCAGCACAGAGGCUAAAGCUUACUUUGAAGGUUUUUACCAUUUGGAUCAGAAGUCCAUGACAGGAAUUAUUGUUGGAGUUUGCAUUGCCCUAACAUGUAUCCUCAUCUGUGCCCUCAUCUUGAUCUUCCGAAGUAAAGCCAGGAAAUCAUCUGCUAUUAAAGCAAUCCAGCGCAGUAAUAGUCAUUUGGACAGAAUUCCAUCUGAAAAUGCAGAGACACUGACCCCAAUGAUGACACCAAAUUUUGUUGAUACCAAAGGAGGGACACAUCUGAUUAUCAAUAGCUUUGGGCCAAUCAAACAAAAUAAGCAAACCAAAAAGAAAUGGUGGCCUUUCAACUAUAAAGUCAGAAAAAAUGCAAAUAAAAGCAAGACUCAGCAGAGCUUGCACGCAACAUGUGCCUACCAGCCGGGAAACACUGUGCUGACCUAUGAGAAAGAGUCCCCUAUGUCUCCUCACCAACCUUCUCUCCAGAUUUUGUUUGGUCCCAUUGGAGAUUCUGAGCAUUCAAACAACAGUGAAGGCAGCCACGAGACUGGAGACUCAGGGAGAUAUUCCCAUGAUGAAACAGAAAUGACUCACUUGUCAUCAGUCAGCAGCAGUGCUAGCAGCGAGCCCCCAUCACUGAAGCCUUUCAUAGAAUAUGAGCCAAGCCCUGUCUCAGACUCGCCUCACUUUGCACUUGAAGUUCCAUCAUCCUGUACCUUGGAAGCACCAAACCAAAUGUGUACUCCACCUGCAUGCCGCCUUUAACUCCAGUAGCCAUCGGCAUCCAAGUCUUGUCUGUUCAUAAGGACAAUGAGCAGUGAAACAAAGAAAAAUAUUCAGAAAGCCUGGAAUCCAUGUGAGGUUGGCUGCUAGGCCAUUGGGUAUCUUCACUUUGAAUGUUUUCUUUUUUUAUUUUCUUAGUGUAAUAUCACCCACCUUGAAUGUUACCAAAGAAUGUCAAAAAUGUGAAAUGGACUGUUACAUUUCUGACUUUAUUUAAUUGUUUGUCACUGGAGCAAGAGGGACCCUGUUACGAAUCCUUUCUGCUAAAUAUCUACCUCAGUUUACCUACUGGUAAACACCCACGAUAUAUUUAACAACUAUAAGUACCUCUUUGUGUUAGUAGUCAACUUCAGCUACGUAAUAGCAGAUAUCUCAUCAUAGCAGUGUCUUUUUUUUUGUUUGUUUUUAAUAGUUUUUUGUGUGUGAGUGUCCUAGUAUUAUGUUGUUGAAAUUAGGGAUUGUACAGGUACAGCAAAAAGUGCAGUAUUUAAUUUUUUUCAAGUAACAUAUAUCUGAGUUUUAAUAACAUUUUAAAUUCAUACGUAAUAUUAACAGUGUGAUGUAUCUUAUAUUUAACGUAUGGCAGCUAAUGUAAGAAUUGUACAUUUUUUCUAUACAUAUAUAUAUAUAAACAUUGUAUGGGACACAAAACAUAUUGGAGUGCAGCCCCUCAUGACACUCCAUGUUUCAGGCCACAUACACACCAGGAGACUCCUUCUAAAGGCCUGUUACUUUCUUUCCAUUCUAGGGGUUCUUGCACUUAACCUUUUAUGUUUUUUGAGGUCAGAUUUCCUUGUUUGUAGUUUGUUUUUUGAGCCUAUUCUUUUUAUGUUCUGUCUAUUUGUGUAUUGUCUGUCUUCAUUCUUCCUUAUUUUAUUUUUUGACUUCACUCUAACCUGCCCCUUCUUCUUAUUGUUUAUUUUCAAUUUGCUAUAUAUUGGCCUUUGCUUGUCCUGAAUGUGUCUCCAUACACUCCAGUUAUCAUCCACCUGCCAUAAGUUAAUUUAUCUUUAAACAAAAUUGCUAGUAAUCUUGGCCCUGCUUUAUUUGUCAGGCUCCAAUCUAAACUGCUCACUUAAGACAGAAAUAAGAUGGGUCAAGAUUGCUGUGACAUAAUCAAAUUAAGUCAUCAAUUUAUAUGUUAUCCAUAAUCUAAAAUUAAAGAAUUCAAGAAUUGAAAUGUAUUUGAGCACAACAAAAAAAGUUCACAAUAAUUAAGUUGAUUUCAUU